Messenger RNA from Hyposmocoma kahamanoa, 1741 nucleotides. Its product is annotated as probable ATP-dependent RNA helicase pitchoune. Gene Ontology annotation, molecular function: ATP binding; RNA helicase activity; nucleic acid binding. Gene Ontology annotation, cellular component: nucleolus. Gene Ontology annotation, biological process: maturation of LSU-rRNA from tricistronic rRNA transcript (SSU-rRNA, 5.8S rRNA, LSU-rRNA). The transcript is spliced from 8 exons. The record is from RefSeq and is a predicted model, not a curated record. NCBI's taxonomy places the organism in Eukaryota, Metazoa, Arthropoda, Insecta, Lepidoptera, Cosmopterigidae. Bases 40 to 1446 code for a protein of 468 amino acids.
GUGUUAUUGAAAAAUGUCGCCCAAUUUCAUCUAGUAAAAAUGGAUAUAAAAUGUUCUAUAUUAACCAAACCCCGCUUCUCAAUGUUGGAAGGUAAGAUAGAUCAUCGUAUUCUCGAAGGAAUAAAGGACAUGGGUAUUGAGAAACCGACAAGAAUUCAGGCAGAGACUUUGCCUCACUUGAUGCUGCAUAAAGAUUUGAUCGGGACUGCGCAAACUGGUAGCGGCAAGACUUUGGCGUUCCUUAUUCCCACUAUUGAUGGUUUAAUUAGACUCAAGUUCACUAGAAAACAUGGUACUGGCUGCAUCAUUCUUUCGCCUACUAGAGAGUUAGCAUUGCAAACUUACCAAGUUAUGAAGAAAUUAUUAAGUAGUAUAGAUUUGUCACAUGCAUUGAUUGUGGGCGGAGAAAAGAAAAUGAAAGAUAUUGUAGCUUUAAAGAAAGGAGCAAACAUACUAGUGAGCACUCCAGGAAGACUUCUAGAUCACCUGCAGAGCACUGCAGGUUUCAACUGCAAGAACUUGCAAUAUCUUGUUGUGGAUGAAGCUGAUAAACUGCUGGAAGCUGGCUUUGAGAAACAUGUUACAGGAAUUAUAAAUCUAUUGCCAAAAAAGAGGCAAACAAUGUUAUUUAGUGCAACAAUAGAUGAAAAAGUAAAAAACCUCAUUAAACUGGCUUUAACAACAGAUCCUGUCUGGAUAUCUGUGAAGGAUGAUAAUCAGUCUACAGUAACAGGUCUACAGCAAGGAUAUUACAUAUGUCCAAUCAAUGAAAGAAUAGCAUGGCUAUACAAAAUGCUAAGGAAAUGUAAAAAACUGAAAGUUAUGAUAUUCUUUUCUUCGUGUAAGUCUGUAGACUUCCAUUAUGAAUUCUUUAAAUGCCAUUGCCAAGCAAAUGUUUUGAGUAUUCAUGGCAAACAAAGUCAAUCCCGAAGAAAAGAAGCCUACCAUAGUUUCGUAGAAGCGCAAAACGGCACAUUGUUCUGUACUGACGUCGCGGCGAGAGGCUUAGAUAUUCCGAGGGUGGAUUGGAUUGUUCAAUACGAUCCCCCCACAGAUCCCAAGGAAUACAUUCAUAGAGUAGGUCGAACAGCUAGAGGACUAAACAAAACAGGAAAUGCAGUUAUAUUGCUAAGACCAGAAGAAGAAAACUUCGUAAAUUUCCUAAGAAAAGAAAACAUUUAUUUGGACAAGUACUCGUUUGGGGACCUGCCUCACGAUGUUCAAGCAAUGCUAGAAGGUCUUAUAAAGAGAAAUGGCGUAAUGAAAACAUUAGCUCGCAAAGCAUACUUGUCUUUCCUUAGAUGCUACAAGUCACAUCCUUUGAAGAAAAUAUUUAAUAUAAAAACCUUGGAUUUGAAACUAGCGGCACAAGCGUUUGGGUUUUUAGAACAACCUCAUGUUGAUUUUUGUAUCCUUUUAUAUUUUGUUAUUUAUUAUUGUAUCUAAAUAUUGAAAUCCUGAAAAUUCUACCAUACUUCUCGGCAUAAUAUUUUAAAGGUGCAAGAAUAAUCACGUCAAAUGAGUCUCAGUGAUUUCAAGAAGAAAAGUUAUAAACUUUAAUGAUAAAAGCCAUAAAAUGCCUAUGUUGAGAAACUAAUCAAUCAUUUGUAUCCAUGGAGUAUAUAUGUAAGUAUCCACUUGGUGACGUUUCAUGGCUUUGAUUAUAGAAAUAUAAAAAUACGGUAGCGGGCUAAAUUGAAAGGUUACACACUCCUCUUUUGAGAGCUAAAAUUGAAUAGAA